Molecule: messenger RNA, 939 nt
Organism: Lentinula edodes (shiitake mushroom)
Lineage: Eukaryota; Fungi; Basidiomycota; Agaricomycetes; Agaricales; Omphalotaceae
Product: short-chain dehydrogenase
Exons: 5
Coding region: 61-834 (257 amino acids)
Cellular component (GO): intracellular anatomical structure
Molecular function (GO): oxidoreductase activity, acting on NAD(P)H, oxygen as acceptor
Source: RefSeq, a predicted model, not a curated record
UGUGCCGAACCCCAACAACAAAGUUCCCAUUCACUUAGCAUAUUCUCAGAGUGUUUUACAAUGCCUCGCUCACCAGUUAUCAUUGUUACAGGGGCUUCCAAGGGAAUUGGUCUGGCGGUCACUUCCAUUCUACUGAACAGAUUCAAUACCUCUGUUGUUACUCUGUCCCGCACAAUUACCUCGGAACUUCGUGACCUUGCCUCAGACCGUCUUCUUACCCUUGAAUGCGACGUUGCUAACGAAAGUGCGGUCGUGGAAUCAGUUAACAAGACCCUAGAAAAGUAUCAUCAUAUCGAUGGUCUUGUCCUCAACGCAGCAAUUCUCGAGCCAAUCUGCCGAAUUGGAGACGAUACCCCGAUCUCAGCUUGGAAAGAUCAUUUCGAUGUCAACUUCUUUUCUCUUGUUACCUCGGUCAAAGCGGCCCUUCCUUCCUUACGCACAAGUGAGCUAGGAGGAAAGAUAGUCUUUGUCAGCUCUGGAGCAGCAGUCAAAGGUUUUCCUGGAUGGGGCCCGUACAACGCCAGUAAAGCUGCGAUGAACAGCCUCUGCAGAACCUUGGCGGAAGAGGAACCUUCUGUGACAUCUGUGGCUUUGCGCCCGGGUAUAGUCAAUACCGCGAUGCAAACAGCUAUUCGUGAUCAGGGUGCUGCUAAAGCUAUGGGGGCAGGACAUCAGGCCUUCAUCGAGUUGCAUGCAAAAGGCUCUCUAUUAAAGCCGGAAGACCCAGGACAUGUUAUUGCGGGACUCUCCGUGCAGUGUCCCAAAGAAUUGAGCGGGCAAUUCGUGAAUUGGAAUGAUGAUGUUUGCAAACCUUUCAUGUCUGCGUCGAGCUAGUUCUUCCGUGCAUGUACAAAAUCUGUUUUGAAAUCUUUGUAAUAUUACGGUGGUUGAAUGACUGAUUUGAAUAAUGCUUCUACGUAGGAAAUAGCACAUGGUUGU